This is a messenger RNA of Prorocentrum cordatum, 3184 nucleotides long. NCBI's taxonomy places the organism in Eukaryota, Dinophyceae, Prorocentrales, Prorocentraceae. The record is from the annotation of a GenBank genome assembly.
AUGCAGCCCGGCCCCCAGAUUGCGGUCCUUGCAGCAUUGUACACGCUCACAAGCAACCUCUUCUGGGCAGGCCUGCGAUCGGUUCCUGUGCCGGAGCCGAGCCUCUCCGCCGAGGCGGGGAAUGUCGUCGCCGCGGCCGCAGGGGCCGCUCUGGACGCCGCCGAAUCGGCGGAGCGGGCGGAGGCCGCCUCUGGGGCGGCAGGCGCCUCGUGCGAGGGGGCGGCAGCCCGCCUCGACUCGCUGGAGGCGCGCGUCCUGGAGCUGGCCCAGCUGCUCCAGUCGAGCGGAGGGAUCCCCCUCGGCGCGCCGCCGCCGAGCCCCGAGCCACCAGCCAGUCCGUGGGCGGCUCUCUCGGCGGGUCUCGCGGCGCUGCUGGGCAGCUGGGUGCUGGACGUUGUCAAGACUGGUUACAGCCGGAGCGGCCAGGCCAUCGCGGUGGCGGAGUGGUGCGCUAGGCUGGUGUCGGGCCUCCACGUGGGCGUGUUCUACCCGACCGACCCCGCCUUCUGGCACGAACGCAUACUGCUGUGGCCUGCCUCUGGUGACACCGUUCCGCGGCACUGGUACGUGGUCACACCAGACAGCGACGUGUACGCCGAGACCGUGACCGCAGGCUUGGGAUGGGGCUCUCGGUUUGCCAUUCUGGACGACGCAGGCGGGAACCCGAUCAUACCCGGGGGGGCGCUGUAUGCUUUCCAGCAGCUCCCUACGGACGAGGUUCUCCAGGGCUGGAUCGCGGAGGCCAUCGCCGACUCAGUGGCUGCAGGUAUCGUCGUUCUUGGCCCGUCCGACCUGAUGUAUCUUCAGCGCGACGGGCAGGAGGUGCCGCUCGGUGACGUGGUUCCCUUGCCACCCGCGCUGCCAGCGGCCGCCCCCGAGGCGGCCGAUGCCGUCGGUGACCUGGGUGGAACCAGCCCGAAAGAGGGAAAGGAGCGGUUACUCGAGAGCCAAGCCCGCUGGGGGAUUUGCCCCGAGGUCUGCCACCUCCCAUGCUUCCAGCAGAUGCUGGAAUACGCGGGGGCAUCAGGGCACAAGUGCUGGUGCCCCCCAGCCCUGCAGCCCUGGCGCCGGGCGCUGGCGAGGGAGGUCCUAUGGCGGAAGUGGCGUCGCCCCGGGAUCCCCGUCAAACUGGCGAAGAGGGGCGUGGCGGAAGCCUGCAAGUGGAUUUGGCUCCGCGCCCCGGACAUGGGGGCGUUGGGAAUGGAGGGGGACAUGGUCGCCAUCUACCUGGUGCGCACCAUCGGAUGGAUCGGAUGCCCAGGUGGAGGCAGCGUGGAGGCGUGGAAGGAGUGGUGGGAGGCCCUCGAAGCGCUUCGACUCUACGCGGGGGUGCCCCAAGCCUGGGCGGUCCACGUCGCGGCGGGCCUGAAAUCCGCGAUGGAACCCUGGGAGCGCAUGGCCCUCCGUGGAGGCGUGGAGGAAACCGUUUUGAUCGGAGGGGGCGCCGCCGAGAUCUGGGCGGGGGCAGCAGACUGGGCCCGCGGAGUGCACGGGGCCAUGGGCGCGAAUGAGGGGCGGCUGGCGUUGCGUGUCUCCGACAACGCCAGCGCCGAGGCAUGGCUGCGCAGGAGGGGCGCGAAGGAACGAAUGAUGCUGCACCUGGACGCAAAUGGCUUCCUACAGACUGCCAUCCUGUCAGGGGAUCGGCAGGCAGUAGAGGCUGGGGCGAGGGUGCGCGCGCAGCUGGCCAGUACCGAGCUGAGAUUCAUGUGCGACAGGUGCGGUAAGGACCACCUACGCUCCGCCGAUGGCACCUGGAUCUCCGACACCACGCGCCAGAUGGUCGCUCAGAAUAGGCUUCAUGCUUACAUCAACGGCGCCAACAUGGGGUGGCUCUGCGACAUCUGCUGGUUACGCCACCUGGAGGAACAGGGCCUCCCAACGCCGCCAGGAGCGACAGUCGCCGACAAAGUCAAGGAGCAUGAGCAACAGAGGACGGGUGCCAACAACGACAAGGCGAAAACCCUCCCCUCCCUGGGGCACCUCUCACUUGGCUUUGGAUGCAGCCCCCAGGCGGACACGAGGACGUUAGCGGACCUCCUCAUGACGCCGACGGGCAUGAAGAUCCCCGAGCGAGCCAAUACCACCAUUCCCAUCCUACGGAUCCGGAACGAGCGUUUCGGCCUCAAAGCCGCCCAGGCCCAGAUCUACUCCGCGCGGACCGAGCUCGAAGACCUGCGCGCCGUCAUCGACGGCUGCGGCAACCCCGCGGCCCAUGUCAAGCUGCAGUACAAGAAGGAGCUCGGAGCCAUGGUGGCCGUAGGGUUCUUUGCCUCUAUGUACGACGCGAGGACGGUGGCCGUGCAGCUUGACACCUUCGAGUUCACGCCCGGCUACCCCCUGAAGGCGCAGGCCGAGGAGGCGCGCUCCGAUGAUCUCGCGCCGCAGCCUGCCCUUGGCAGGGCCGCUGGCCACCCCCAGGGCGCCAGAGCUGGCCCGAAGGCUCUCAGGGAGGGCGUCGAGAGUGCGAAGCCUGAGACGCUGAUAGAGAUCCAGCGAAGGGCCAACGGCAAGUCGUGGGAGGCUGGCACCGACUACCCGGUGAGCAAUUGCGUGGGCGCUGGACGCAUCGAGGGGUGGUUUGUGACGCCGAAGGACAAGGUGGAGAGGUCGGGCUUCGGCCACCUGCAGUCGUUCAGCUUCGAGGGCAACCUGGUGUUCCACGCGGAGUGGAGCGAGCUCCUCGCCGGUGUGAACUACAGCGCGCGGGACCCCGUCAGCUUCGAGGUGGUCGUCUUCCCCAACGGCGACCACGAGGCGCGGCACGCGGCUGCGGCCGAGGAGCACCUGGCGCCACCGCCGGGCGAGGGGCCCACACCCUGGAGCGGCGCAGCGCGGCCCGGCGAACCCGCGCCGCCGAAUGCAGGCCUCGCUGACGGAAAGGCCAACGGUGGAAAGGACAUGGGGUACAAGGAUAAAGGCAAGGGCAGCGAUGCCGCCAUCGUGGAGAACAGCAAGGGGGCCGGGAAGAAAGACAUCGGCGGGGCGCAGUGGAUCCCUGGCGGCGGCGGCUGGGGCUGGAGCCCCGCGGCGUCGUGGGCUGCGGAGCCAUGGGGUGGAGGCUGGGGCGCGUGCGGCAGCGACACCUGGGGCGGCAGCAGCUGGAGCGGCAGCAGCAAGUGGGCGGCCCCGUUCCGCGGAGUGCCCGAGUUCGCAGUGAACCCGUGGCAGAAGCACGAGGACU